Messenger RNA from Amborella trichopoda, 3132 nucleotides. RefSeq names its product chloride channel E (gene CLC-E). NCBI's taxonomy places the organism in Eukaryota, Viridiplantae, Streptophyta, Magnoliopsida, Amborellales, Amborellaceae. Gene Ontology annotation, cellular component: chloroplast thylakoid membrane. The record is from RefSeq and is a predicted model, not a curated record. Gene Ontology annotation, molecular function: chloride transmembrane transporter activity. Gene Ontology annotation, biological process: chloride transport; transmembrane transport.
UUCAUCUUCCUUACCUGAAAAUAGACCAUCAUCUCCUGCAAUUCAGUUCUUAAAGAUAUUAUUCUUCGAUUCUUUCACCAAUUCAUUCCUCACUCUUAUCUCUUUUGAACCUCUGCAAAAUUUGAAACUAAACCCCGUCCUUUUCAAGCUCUAUCAAUGGCCAUAACCUGUCUCUGUACAGUCCCUUCCUUACUCACUUCGCCCACCAUGAAGGUUCCAUAUGAUUCGUAUGGCCACUAUUCUGAGAGUUUUUCCCAAAUUGGGUUCAACAGGCCGCUUUGGUUGAGCUCGAUUAGAAGCCCUAGAAUUCUGAAUCGACUCUGUCGAAUCGACUUGGGGUUUCUAUGUUUCAGUCAAUUACCAGAAAUGGGUGGUGGGGGGUUCAGUAACAUUGACAGUGACCAGAAUUAUCUCGAAAUUGUCGACAAGAAGGAGGGGAAAUCAGAAGGGGGAGGAUACAAUUUGGAGAAGAUGCGUGAUGAUGAGGAGGAUGAUAAAUUGGGGGAAUUCACGUUGGCUUUUGGGGAAAUGAUCCCACCUGAAGGUUUUGCAAUCAUCAGUGCAUGCUUUAUCGGCCUCCUCACGGGAAUUGGCGUGGUUUUGUUCAAUAAUGUGGUGCAUGAAGUACGUGAUUUCUUUUGGGAUGGAAUUCCUUCACGAGGUGCUUCAUGGUUAAGGGAAACUCCCCUCGAGGAAAAUUGGAAAAGAGUAAUUUUUGUGCCUACAUGUGGCGGGGUCAUGGUGGGAUUAUUGAAUAUUCUUAGAAACCAACUCGAAGAACCUUCAAAAGGGACCCUACCAUCUAAUGUGAAGGCAUCCUUAAAGCCUUUUUUGAAGGCAGUGGCGGCUUCUAUCACCUUAGGAACAGGAAAUUCAUUGGGGCCAGAGGGACCCAGUGUUGAAAUCGGAUCGUCAAUUGGCAAAGGAGUGGCUGCUGUAUUUCAGAGGAGCAAUGAAAGGAGGCUACCCCUUGUAGCUGCCGGAUCAGCAGCUGGAAUCUCAUCAGGUUUCAAUGCAGCUGUUGCUGGCUGUUUUUUUGCUGUGGAAUCUGUGUUGUGGCCAUCGCCAUCUGAUUCAUCCUCAUCAAUUUCAAAUGCAACCUCAAUGGUUAUACUCAGUGCUGUAAUUGCAUCUGUGGUUUCCGAGGUUGGCCUUGGUUCUGUACCUGCAUUCAGAGUUCCAGACUAUGAUUUUCGUUCUGCAAGUGAGCUUCCACUUUAUCUAUUGCUGGGUGUCCUGUGUGGGUUGGUUUCAACAGCCUUAUCCAAAUGCACAUCGUAUGCCCUCGCAGCUGUCGAGGCUUUUCAAAAGAACACAGCAAUGUCAUUGGCUGUGUUUCCCAUAAUUGGAGGCAUGUCUGUUGGUCUGAUAGCUCUAGUUUAUCCCGAGGUUCUUUAUUGGGAUUUUCAGAAUGUGGAUAUAUUGCUUGAAUCAAGACCGUUUGUGAAUGGCCUUCCCGCUGAUUUAUUGCUUCAGUUAGUAGGGGCAAAAAUAAUAGCAACAUCAUUAAGCCGGGCUUCAGGAAUGGUAGGAGGCUAUUAUGCACCAUCUCUUUUCAUUGGUGCAGCAACAGGCAUGGCCUAUGGAAAAUAUGCAAGCUAUUUGAUCACCCAUUCAGAUCCUUGGUUUAAUCUGUCCAUUUUGGAAGUCGCAUCACCGCAAGCAUAUGGGCUGGUGGGAAUGGCUGCUACUCUUGCUGGGGUUUGUCAGGUCCCCUUGACCUCUGUUUUACUUCUGUUUGAGUUGACUCAGGACUACCGAAUAGUUCUACCAUUACUGGGAGCUGUGGGGCUAUCGUCGUGGAUUGCAUCUAACCUGACAAGAAAGAAGGAUAACAUGACAAGCAAAAAAGAAGGUUUUCAGGCUAAAGCUCCAUCUUUGGAAACAAAGUCUAUUAGUAGUAAUCAAACUCUAUACGCUGAUUCAGAUUCAGGUCAGGUGAUCCCUGAUUUGGUUGUGUCUACUUCUACCAAAGUUUCAUCUACUUCGGACCUAUGCGAACUUGAGAGUUCACUGUGUGUAGAGGAUUUCAGUAGUGAAGUAAGAAAUUUUGAGGAGACAAUCUCUGUUGCACAGGCAAUGAGAACAAGAUACAUAUCAAUCCUUAUGACCACCUUGUUAACAGAAACAGUAUCUCUCAUGCUAGUGGAGAAGCAGCCUUGUGCACUUAUAGUUGAUAAUGAUGACUUUCUUAUUGGAAUUCUUACACUUGGAGAUAUACAACAAUUUUGUAAAUCAGCUAGAGCAAGCAGACAGCAAGCUGAGGUGAGGGAGAUUUACCACUGUAAUGGAGGGAGAUAUUCAAAACUGUGGACAGCAACUCCUAGUAUGACCCUUUUCUCGGCACAAAGGAUUAUGAACAAAUAUGACUUGAAUCAACUUCCCGUUGUAUCAGAACAUUCUGAAUCUUGCAAGGGUGGCCGAUUGUUAGGUCUUCUAGACAGAGACUGUAUUCAUCUUGCUUGCAGAGCCCUGGCAACAAAGGAAAUUCUCAGCAAUUCCCCUCGAGCAGAAGGAUCUAAUGGAUAAAAUAUGCAGUGUACACUAAAACAAUGUACCCAGAGGAAUUUCACUAUUUUUUUCUAUCUGGGCGUCCAGAGCUAUAGUCUAAUGCCAAGCCCAGGACUAAUCAAGAAGCUCACAUGGUAUCAAGGUUCAUGGAUCUUGUAUAUUAAUGGGGCCCACAUGAGUUACAGGUAAUCUAUUUUUAUCAACUGGAAAGAGAGAUCAAACAAAUCUGCCAACCUUGUCAUAAGUACACAACUUAGACCCAGCCAAGCGGCUCGAUUUCAAUGUAAUUUGCCCAACAUUAUUCUCAAUGAAAGUUUUACCCAAUCAAUAUUUUUGCCUUUGCUUGGAAAAAUUGGGGAAUAGAGAUGCAUGCAGGAGCAUUGCUCUUAUGAGUCAGACCUUCUAAUGCUGCUGAAAUUGCUAAUACUGGAGACAGUAGCUUCUUAUUGGAACUUUCUCAACUGUAUCUGUUUUGGUAGGUAAGAUGAAUUUUUUCCAUGGAAUUAAGAUAUGCACCUGAUAAUGAUUAGAUGUUUGGAGCUUUUUGACUUAUAAACAAUACAACAGUUAUGGAUUCCUUGUAUACUUAAGAGGUAUAUAAUUGCUACAGUUUCUUUUUUA